AUGGAAAAGAAGAUGUUCGAGAAAGAUGCGGAGUCAGCGGAAUCGGCUGCUGCGUUGCCCAAGGGUGUUCUCAACGGCUUCAUCAAGAAAAUCAACUCGGAUUUGGCGACCUUCAUCGAAGAGUUCGCUGCGGCUGGAUCAUCGCGUUCCACAAAACCUUUGGAGGUUCCUGGGGGCCGUCUCGGCAUGGACUCCAUCCUCUUCUCUCUGAUCGAGGAUAGGCUCUUGAAGGGCUUUGAUGCGGAGGAUGCGGCCGGCCGGAAACCUGAUCAGAAUGAGGACAAUGAGGACGGGGAUUCGGACCAUUUCUUCCUGGUGCUGUUGGACAAGCAAGAAGAAGGCGGUGUGGCGGUGUUGCCGGAGUCGUCUUCACGGGUGGUGCUUGAUCGUGAUCACUUGUGCCAAGUGUUCCAGAAGCAGCUGCAAAGCCAGGGCUCCGAGGAUGAUGUCACUUCCUUGAAGGUUGUCAGCAAGGUUUGCGGUGCCACCUUGACCGGCUUUGCUGCCGAUGCCCGCUACACAGGCAACCUUCCAGGGAGCUCUGGAUUCUGGCAUAUCCAGAGAGAAGGCAGCAGGAUGAUGGUCAUGCUGAGCUUGGCCGAAGCCUGGGAGUUCGCAAAAGCAGAGAGUCUUCGUGAAGCUUGUUUGGCGAUUGACAACAUCACGGCCUAUGUGGCGAAAGGAGACCUCCUGUAUGUCCCACCAUGCCAGCUGAUCAUUGAGAAGGCGACCGGUUCUGACAACCAUUCCUUGCGAGUCAUGUCAAUGUAUUGGAAAGAUCACGAGAAAAAAUUGCCGAGCGACCUCACUGUGGCUGUCAUGGACGUCUUGCGAGGUUUCCAAGACCCUACUUCUUCGCCCGGGCUGGGCAUGUUCCGGCCAGCUCCUCCAGGGGACAAGGAAGAUGACAACGAUGAGGAGGAGGAUGAGGAAGCUGAGGAAGGCUCGGAAGAAGUGAGGGAAGGCAAUGAGAAAAUCCGCAAGGCGUUGUUGGACGACUUUGACAAGGAUGGCGAGAGCAACGAGGAUAAGAUGGAUGAGAAGCAGAAAGAAAUGAAGAUCGGCGACGAGGCCGGAAAUGAGCCCAUCUUGCAGCCCGUGCCGCCGCAGCCAACGGAAGCUACGAACGAGAAGCAGGACGAAAGGAAGAACGAGGAAGAGGCCGGAAAGCUGAACCUGCAGCUUGAGCCGCCGCCGUCGGAAAACAAGGACGAGAAGCGGGACGAAAACAAGAUCGAAGAAGAGGCUGGAAAGCUGAACCUGCAGCUUGAGCCGCCGCCGUCGGAAAACAAGGACGAGAAGCGGGACGAAAACAAGAUCGAAGAAGAGGCCGGAAAGCCGAACUUGCAGCCGCCGCCGACGGAACACGAGGAGGAGAAGCAGGACGAAAACAAGAUCGAAGAAGAGGCCGGAAAGCCGAACUUGCAGCCGCCGCCGACGGAACACGAGGAGGAGAAGCAGGACGAAAACAAGAUCGAAGAAGAGGCAUCGGACAAGUCAGAGAAGCAUGCCGGAAAGCUGAACCUUGAGCAGCCGCCGACGGAAAACAAGGACGAGAAGAAGCAGGACGAAAACAAGAUCGAAGAAGAGGCCGGAAAGCUGAAUCUUGAGCCGCCGCCGACGGAAAACAAGGGCGAGAAGCAGGACGAAAACAAGACCGAAGAAGAGGCCGGAAAGCUGAAUCUUGAGCCGCCGCCGACGGAAAACAAGGGCGAGAAGCAGGACGAAAACAAGACCGAAGAAGAGGCCGGAAAGCUGAAUCUUGAGCCGCCGCCGACGGAAAACAAGGACGAGAAGCAGGACGAAAACAAGAUCGAAGAAGAGGCCGGAAAGCUGAAUCUUGAGCCGCCGCCGACGGAAAACGAGGAGGAGAAGCAGGACGAAAAAAAGAGCGAAGAAGAGGCAUCGGACAAGUCAGAGAAGCAUGCCGGAAAGCUGAACCUUGAGCCGCCGCCGACGGAAAACGAGGAGGAGAAGAAGCAGGACGAAAACAAGAUCGAAGAAGAGGCAUCGGACAAGUCAGAGAAGCAUGCCGGAAAGCCGAACUUUGAGCCGCCGCCGACGGAAAACGAGGAGGAGAAGAAGGGCGAACAUAUCGAGGAAGAGGCAUCAUAA
Messenger RNA from Symbiodinium sp. CCMP2592, 2115 nucleotides. The record is from the annotation of a GenBank genome assembly. NCBI's taxonomy places the organism in Eukaryota, Dinophyceae, Suessiales, Symbiodiniaceae.